Molecule: messenger RNA, 1670 nt
Organism: Chrysochloris asiatica (Cape golden mole)
Lineage: Eukaryota; Metazoa; Chordata; Mammalia; Afrosoricida; Chrysochloridae
Gene: RABL3
Product: RAB, member of RAS oncogene family-like 3
Exons: 8
Coding region: 23-733 (236 amino acids)
Biological process (GO): intracellular protein transport
Cellular component (GO): endomembrane system
Molecular function (GO): GTPase activity
Source: RefSeq, a predicted model, not a curated record
UAACCAGGGAAGGAGUGGCAAGAUGGCUUCCUUGGAUCGGGUGAAGGUGCUGGUGUUGGGGGACUCAGGUGUUGGGAAAUCUUCACUAGUUCAUCUCUUAUGCCAAAAUCAAGUGCUGGGAAAUCCAUCAUGGACUGUGGGCUGCUCAGUGGAUGUCAGAGUUCAUGACUACAAAGAAGGAACACCAGAAGAGAAGACUUACUACAUAGAAUUAUGGGAUGUUGGAGGCUCUGUGGGCAGUGCCAGCAGUGUGAAAAGCACAAGAGCAGUAUUCUACAAUUCUGUAAAUGGUAUUAUUUUAGUACAUGACUUAACAAAUAAGAAAUCAUCUCAAAACUUGUAUCGUUGGUCAUUGGAAGCACUCAACAGGGAUUUGGUACCCACUGGAGUCCUGGUAAUAAAUGGGGAUUAUGAUCAAGAACAGUUUGCUGGUAACCAAAUCCCACUGUUGGUAAUAGGCACUAAAUUGGAUCAGAUUCAUGAAACCAAGCGCCAUGAAGUUUUAACCAGAAUUGCUUUCCUGGCUGAGGAUUUCAAUGCAGAAGAGAUUAAUUUGGAUUGCACAAAUCCACGGUACUUAGCUGCAGGUUCUUCCAAUGCUGUCAAGCUCAGUAGGUUUUUUGAUAAGGUCAUAGAGAAGAGAUACUUUUUAAAAGAAGGCAAUCAGAUUCCAGGCUUUCCUGAUCGAAAAAGGUUUUGGGGAGGAACAUUUAAGAGUCUUCAUUACGACUGAAUUAUACUCAUCCUUUGGAAGAGUGAGCAAGCAGUGGUGAAUUUUCACAGCUUUUCUCUUGCUGUGUCAAUUAUUAACAUCUCAGUCUUCCAACGAAAUCUUCUUAAAAUGCUACCCUUCAACCUCAUGCUGUAAUGGAAAAAAUGAAAGGAAGUGACCAUGGGGGAGGUCCAAAAUUUGUCCCCAUUCUCUCUGUUCCUCGCCCUUCAGUCCCUGCCAGUGGAUUAUGUAAAAGCCUGUGGAAAUAUGAGAUGUUGUCAAAAUGGUGCAGUAAAUGAGCAAUGACAGAGUGCUGCAGAGAAAAUUUACUCUUGCUGGGAACUGGAGAAUUUUUAUGGGUCUGUAAUUUUCCCACACUCAUUGCUGAAAGCUUAAUUAAGUACUUCAGAAAUGUAUCUCUUUUGUUUUACCUUCUUGAGGGGAAAGGUUAUGUUAACCAGUCUUGAGUUGUCCACCCCAAAGAGUCUCUUUGCAAUUCUUAAAGAAGCAAAAUGGUGUUAUUUAAUUGUCUCCACCCUCAUCACGCACAGGGAUGCCUAAUAAUAGCAAGCCUGGUCUGCCUCUCCUCUCCUUUGCAAAUGGCUCCGUGGCUGGAAGAGGCGGACUAAUAGCUGGAGUUAAAUAUAUAUACAGAUGAAUAAUACAUAGAGAACAGCAGUACCAGACAAGAAGAAGAGCCUGUGAAAAAUUGACAGCUCCCUAAGUCCUUCAUUCUAGGAUACAGUUGUCUGCACUGCAUUCACUUUACUGUUUUCUGUUUUUUAAGUCUUAAGACUUGUUCAAGGGCAAUCAGAGAUUUGCAGCUUUUUCCUUUUUAUUUUUCUGAAGGAAAAAUGAAAUCCUGGAACAGUAACCUAAGAAUAUUAUUCUUUGUCAACAAUGUAGUCAUGGAGAGAAGUAAAAAUAAGUUCCAUAGCAACACAUUUCUAUGAAUUAU